Messenger RNA from Tarenaya hassleriana, 2722 nucleotides. Its product is annotated as WD repeat-containing protein 44. The record is from RefSeq and is a predicted model, not a curated record. The transcript has 6 exons. Lineage: Eukaryota; Viridiplantae; Streptophyta; Magnoliopsida; Brassicales; Cleomaceae. Bases 357 to 2408 code for a protein of 683 amino acids. Gene Ontology annotation, molecular function: protein binding.
UCUCCCAAAAUCUCGUUUCUCGGGCCAUCUUCUUCUUCUCUCUGUAUAUAUUUCUUCACGGAUUUCAAGGGAAGCUCGAUCCUUUUAUUUAUUACUUUUAUUCUCUUAAUUCUAUUUCGUUAAUCUCUCUCUCUCUCUCUCUCUCUCUCUCUCUCUCUCUCUGUGUGUCGUUCGGUCUCUCAUGGUAGAGUCCGUAGCGGCUUUGACGACAAUGGCUGCUGCUGCUACUUCGGGCUGUGUUUGUUCCGGUUCCGAAGAAACCUUUUAGAGGCAAGAAAACCCAUGUUGCCUGGUUGGAAGGACACUAACAGUUGGGGAGAUUCUCUCUGGGUUUCAUGGAAUGAACAUCAAGAGUAAUGGAUCAUUUGGGCAGAGAGGAAGAUUUGCCAUUUUUCGAUGCAAAUGAAGAAAUGGCAUCGAACUCGACGCCCUCUGGCUCGAAUGACUCCAACGAGGGUAGCUUCCUUUUGGAUGUAUGGAAUGGUUGCCCUGAAAGCGUUAUGGAGAGGAGGAGGAAGUUCUUGGAGUGGAUGGGAGUCGAUGAAUGUCGUGUAAGAACAGGGAAUUCGGUUUCUGUAAGUAAUGCAGAAUCAGAAUUCGAUAUAGUUCCAGUUCAUCGUGAUGGUGACAGAGAAUUCAGUAGUUCUAGCCAGUUAUCCUCGUUUUCAUCUUCUUCCCGUUCUGGUAUGGAUCUCUCUGGAGAGUUAUCUCUGAGAAUAUACGAAAAUGCACGUAGAUUCGAUGGAACUAGGACUUGUAGCUCUUCCAUGGCGUCAUGUUCUGAUUCCAGAUGUUAUCAGGGGAAGGAAAGUGAGAAGCAGAGAAGUAAUUUAGGGCUUGUGAAGAGUUUCAAGAAAGGCUGGUUUUGUAGGCUGCAGUCUAUGGGCUGUACCUCGGUUAAGGAGGUUGAAUCGUGUAGAAUGAGAGCUUCUGGUUAUGGCUAUGGCUAUGGUUAUGGUGAAGUAGUUUCUGGUCGAAGGAUUUGCAGAGUUAAGGUUAAGCAUUGUAAGAAAAAGGUGAAGGAACUUUCGGCUCUUUAUCAGAUCCAAGACAUCAAGGCUCAUGAUGGUUCGAUCACUACGAUGAAAUUCAGCGAUGACGGGAAGUAUCUUGCGAGUGGCGGUGAAGACGGGGUUGUACGGAUGUGGAAAGUCAGGGAGAAUAAACGGUCUAAACACUGUGAUUGUCCCGAGAUUGACCCGUCUUGUAUGUACUUCGAGGUAGAUGAUCUUUCCCAGCUGAAACCAGUCUCGAGGGAUGAGGAGAAGACGAAGAUGCCAAAGAGUUUGAGGAAAACAUCUGAUUCAGCUUGUGUUGUUUUCCCUUCGAAAGUUUUUCGGGUACUAGAGAAACCGUUACACGAAUUCCGCGGGCACAAAGGCAAAAUUCUCGACAUCUCCUGGUCAAAGGACAAUUACCUUCUCUCGGCAUCUAUUGAUAAUACCGUCAGGCUGUGGAGAAACGGUAGCAACAAUUGCCUUGGAGUUUUCCGUCACAAAAGCUAUGUAACCUCUGUGCAGUUCAACCCGGCUAAUGAGAAAUACUUUGUUAGCGGUUCAACCGAUGGAAAAGUUCGAAUCUGGGAGAUUCCGGGUUGCAAAGUUGUUGAUUGGGCCGAUACCGGAGACAUUAUAUCUGCAGUGUGUUACAGUCCAGACGGAUGGGGCGGAAUUAUCGGCUUUUUGAGCGGAGAUUGUCGAUUCUUUGACAUGUCUGGAGAGUACUUAGAACUGGCUAGUCAGAUACAUUUGCUUAACAAGAAGAAGUCAUCAAACAAAAGGAUAACCGGGUUUAAGUUUUUGCCGCGAGACCCGAGCAAAGUUCUGGUUGUUUCUGCUGAUUCUCAAGUCCGAACUCUUCACGGGAAUAGCGUAGUCCGAAAAUAUAAAAGUCUCUGCAAUUCAAGAAGCCUCACUUCUGUGUCUCUCACUUCUGAUGGAAAGCAUAUUGUAUCAGCUUGUGAAGAUUCCAACGUGUACAUAUGGAACAGUGACGAUCACGAGGAAGAGGAACCAGAUUCUUCCCAGAUGAAAAAGAUCAAAUCUUUCGAACGUUUCUCCACCAAUGCAUCGGUCGCGACAACCUGGUCCGGCUGCUCGGAUGAAGACAACGUUCCACGUCGAACUCUCCCGUUCUCUUCGCCUUCCUGCUUGUCUCUAAGUGACGGAUUCGCAGCUGCCGCCACGACGGCCGGGACGGUAUGCGCCGCCGCGACUUGGCCGGAGGAAAACCUUCCGGCGAGCCCUUUGUCUUCGUCAAAGAUGCACGUGUCUGAAUACAAGUUCCUCAAGGCGUCGUACCAGAAGAUCACGACGAGCUCUCUCGCAUGGGGAAUGGUCAUCAUCACCGGUGGCUGGGAUGGUCGGAUCAGAACGUUCCAGAACUUUGGCCUCCCGGUGGUUACUUGAUGGACACGUCACAUGCCUUUGCAUACCCAUCUCCAUUCUCCUCCAUCUUACGCUGGCCAUGUGGAGAUCUGGGAGAGUUUUGAAUGGAUCUCCCAACAGAUCCGUUCUUCAGAUUUUUCAGGAGAUUCUGGAGAAGUUUCUUGACCGAGGAGAAGAUAUUUUCUUGGAUUGAGGCCGGAGUCCGGACCAAGGUUUUGUCUGGUGUACGGAUUGUCGGAAAAGGACAGUGUGAUUGUUCAGGAGAUUCUGGAGAAGCUUUGGUGUCUUGUCUUGUCGCACAUCUCUUUAAAUCCCUAAAAUCUGGUUUUGCACCA